AUGGGUCAUGGUCAAGUUGCAAAUCAUUCCUCUCCGCCUUUCCAUAUGACUUCCUGUUUCUCGGACUGUUCUGUUUGCGGCUCCACUGGGCCUCGCGUCUUCCCUCCCUUAGGUUUCCGGCUCAUGGGAAUUCAUGUGCUUCCCGUGAGACCCUCCCCCAAGUCGUGGCUCGAUGGUUUGAUGGCUUUCCACGUUAUUUUGGGCAUUCAAAACGCAGUGUCGAGCAAAUGUGGUCUCCCCGGCUCUUUAUUCAUGCCCACCCCCAACCUAUCAAAACCUAUGUUUUCGGUGGCUCCUUUUCGAGUCCGAAUUAUACUCUGCGCCUUCACUCAGAGCUUGUGUAUCACCUCUGAAGGCGGACGACUGGAAACUGACGCCAACAUUGGGAAACCAGAGCCUGAGCCUGAGCCUGAUAGGCGCUGCCUGACUUUCCGAGUUUCAGCGUCUACGAUCGCUUUUCUUUUUCCCUUGCCCAAAUCUCCCGGUGGUGGUGCUACGCCGCCUGCUUGCGGUACAGCACCAGGUACUUUCUUCGUCAGCGAACAUGCUUGUUUGAGGUGGAUGCAUUGCUCGCAUCUGCUCCCUAGGCUCUUUUCUGAAAAACACAUUCGUGGGACGGCUGCUUGGCACGAUCGUGUCUCCGAUUUUGCCAUCAUUCAUGUGGUUGAUGCGACGUCGUUUGAGAUGGAAGAAAGGCUGUUAUUAAAGAAUGAAAGCCGCGAUGAUGUGGUUGAGCUUUUCUCCGAUCCACGCGAGGGAACUCUGUACGCUGAACCUCACGCCGGGACAAUCUACGAGUGGGACCUGCAGAAUAAUGGUCCCGAAUGGUGGAUCGGGGAGGAGUAG
This is a messenger RNA of Laccaria bicolor S238N-H82, 846 nucleotides long. RefSeq lists its product as uncharacterized. Bases 1 to 846 code for a protein of 281 amino acids. The transcript is spliced from 5 exons. Lineage: Eukaryota; Fungi; Basidiomycota; Agaricomycetes; Agaricales; Hydnangiaceae. The record is from RefSeq and is a predicted model, not a curated record.